Molecule: messenger RNA, 3963 nt
Organism: Periophthalmus magnuspinnatus
Lineage: Eukaryota; Metazoa; Chordata; Actinopteri; Gobiiformes; Gobiidae
Gene: usp45
Product: ubiquitin specific peptidase 45
Exons: 18
Coding region: 309-2696 (795 amino acids)
Biological process (GO): protein deubiquitination
Molecular function (GO): zinc ion binding; cysteine-type deubiquitinase activity
Source: RefSeq, a predicted model, not a curated record
CCUGAGUUGUUGCCGUAGUGCGUCACGUAGUGUUGUUAUUCGAUGCUAGCGUUAGCCAGACAAAUGUAGAACAUACCAAUACGUAUACCACAAAUAACUAGUAUUGUUUUAUUUAUUGUGUUGUUUGAAAUGUGUGCUUGAUAUAUUUAUGGAAAACACUUUGACAAAUGGUAUUUUUUUCCCACGAGCCUAGUUUGCUCUUACUAGCUAAUGUAGCUAGUCACAUUUUCUUGCCAGGAACAGCUGGCCUGUUCUGUUAGCUCAAAGGUAGUUAACACAGCCAUAGGAUAUAGAAUUAAGCUUUCCAGAUGCGGCUAAAGGACCCCUUCUCUUUAAAAGCCGCAGAAAUGACUAAGCGGACAAAUAAACCAAGAAAGCCUCGAGAUGAGGAGUCAUCAGAUGAAGUCAGUGGGUUGACGUGUCAGCACGUAAGUAAGGCUGUAGAUCUGACCUCAGUGAAGAAGUCAGUGCUGUCCAAUGUGUGGUUGGUGUGCUCUGAGUGUCUUAAAGAAAGGACCCUUAUAGAUGGAGAGUCAGUGGGAUCUCAUGAAAUCCUUGUCUGUCUCAAGUGUGGAUUCCAGGGUUGUAAUAAGUCAGGAAUCCAACAUGCUGUGAAACACCACCUGGCAUUCCAACCUGAGUCACAUUGCAUAACAAUAAGUCUAAGCACAUGGAAGGCCUGGUGUUUUGAAUGUAAUGAGGAACUCUCCACUCAUUGCAACAAGAAGGCUUUGGCUCAGACCCUGGACUUUCUACAAAAGCAGUCUGUCAAGGCAACAUCAGCAUCACCCAAGACCAUCAAACUAAGAGAAGAAUCAUCAGAUUAUGCUGAUUCAUCAAGAAGCAAAAAUCCUGCAAUUAACAGCACCUUAGUUCCUGUGAAAGGCAUUACAAACCUGGGCAAUACCUGCUUCUUCAAUGCUGUCAUGCAGAACCUGGCCCAGACUCACAUGCUGAUAGAUCUAAUACAAGAAGUGAAGGAAAAGGGAUACAAACUGAGAAUCUGCCCUCCGGCUGAGGCUAAUCUGAAUCCACUCACUGUUACGCUGUCUGGACCUGAACCCCUCACGGCGGCCAUGUUUCUCUUCCUUCAGACGAUGAAAGAAUCGGGGAAAGGCCCAGUCAAUCCCAAGAUUCUCUUUAACCAGCUGUGCCAAAAAGCACCACGCUUUAAGGGUUACCAACAACAAGACAGCCAGGAGCUCCUGCACUAUUUACUGGACUCCAUAAGAGUAGAAGAAACAAAGAGAGUAAAAGCAGCAAUUUUGAAGGCUUUUAACAAUCCAACUGAAAAGACAGCUGAUGAAGAGACAAAACGUCAAGUCAAAGCGUUUGGAAAAGAAGGUGUGAGAAUGAACUUUGUUGAUCGCAUUUUUGUUGGAGAACUUACAAACACAAUAAUGUGUGAAGAAUGUGAACAUAUAUCAACUGUUAAAGAGGCCUUUAUUGAUAUUUCAUUGCCCAUUAUAGAGGAGCGGACCUCAAAACCAUCUAACCCAGGACGACUGGGAAAAGUGGUGAGAGAGCAAGACAGCCACAUAGUGCACAAUGAGCAGCUUCACUCUGCUGCUCAUAACAAGAACAGGAGAUUGAGUGGACAGAAAUUACAAGGCAAGAGAUGUUCAACCCCUAUUGAGGAUAAAGGAGCAGUUUGUGGAUUGGAGCGGUCAGAGGAGGAGGGAGUGGCUGGAGGGUCGUCACGUGGUGUCUCCAUUUGUAAAAUGGCAUCUGCUGGAAGUCUUUCUGAUGGGAGUGACAGGGACUCUGGGGCUCAGGACAGCAGUAAUGAUGCAGACAGCGAGGCAUCAGAGAGCGAAUGGGCCCCACGCCCCCCCUCCUCAUGCCAUGGACACACCUCCUCCUCCAGCACAACCCUCACUCCAUCUCCCACUGGAAACUCCUCAACAGUAUUUAGUAAUAAAGCUGGAGGUGCUGUCGACCAACUUGUUUCUGCUGUGUCAAAGAUUAACAUAGGUGUACCUUCUGGGGACUGCUCUAGCUCCACACACUGUUCCCCAGAUGAGUUAAUUGAUGCGCGAGACAAUAUUCACCACCCUCACCAACAGGGGGCAUUCCAGGCACUGUCCCAUAGUUACACACCCAGCUCCAAAGAGUGCUCCGUUCAGUCCUGCCUCCACCAGUUUACCUCUGUGGAGCUGCUCAUGGGUAACAACAAACUACUGUGUGAGAGCUGCACUGAGCGUAGGCAGAAGCAGCUGCGCAAGACUGGACCUUCAGACAAAAAAGUAGAGAAGGUUUACACCAGCGCCAGAAAGCAGAUGCUAAUAUCCUCCCUACCUCCUGUCAUCACUUUGCACCUGAAACGCUUCCAUCAGGCAGGAAUGAACCUAAGAAAAGUGAAUCGCCAUGUGGACUUUCCACUCAUUUUGGAUUUGGCUCCAUUUUGCUCAGCCUCUAGUAAAAACCUAGCAGCAGGUGAGCGAGUACUGUACAGCUUGUACGGGAUUGUGGAGCACAGCGGUUCGAUGCGUGGAGGCCAUUACACUGCAUAUGUAAAAGUCCGCACGCCACAGAAGAAAACGGAGCAUCAUAGAAACCUGUCAGGUGCCAGAGAGUCCAGUAGCAGCAGCCAGGGUCAAUGGGUUUACGUCAGUGACACCACAGUACAGACCGUCCCAGAGUCUCGUGUGCUCAACUCUCAGGCCUAUCUGCUUUUCUAUGAGGAACUUCUAUAACUUGCUUAAGAAUAUUUUUCUUUGAUAUGUUUGCAUUGUUUAUAUAAUACAAAGUAACAUGGUACACGUUGUACUCAUCCUCUUUAUCAAGAGGGGGGAAAAGGGAACUGACCACUGAGACCUUUAUUGUCACCUGACAAAAAUGAGAGUAUUAUAGAGUAUUAUAUUGUGUGUACAAACAAUUCAUCAUAUAUGUAUAUUACUGAUUGAAAUUAUUUUUUUCUUAGUUUAAAUUUGAAAUUUCAUUUAUUUGAAUUUAAAAAAGAAGCCCUUUAAAAUAAACAGGGAUAAAACCUAGACUUAAGGUCGUUCUUCCUAUAGGUGUAAAAUGCAUGAAAUUUACUAACAUUAAGCAAGCAUUGCAUGCACAACUGCGCUCAGUGCUGACUAAAUGAUGUCUUUGUGUGUAUGAAGAAUGAAAGAGAGACACAAGAUUGUAGAUUAAGAUGCUAUGUGUAUCAAUCUCUGCCAUUUAACAUUGUGCAUUAUCAAAUUAUCAACAAAUCAAAAUUAAUUUCUGGUUUUCAUUUAAUAUGUUAUUUCUGUAUUGGACAAGGCUUUUUGAUUGUUACACAUAGCAUCAUCAGAGUACUAGCAUAAUUACUUAACUGACCAAUUAUAUGUUUUCAUCUGAAUGUGAUCAUGUAAUGAUAAUGUCAUUAACACAUUGCCAAAGAUUAACUCAGAGGGUUUUACCUAACCUAACAAAACUUCAUAGUCUGUUCAGUCAUCUUUAUGUUGUGACUCCAACAACAUAGUCAUGUUUAUCACCAUAUCUACCUUCAUUGUUUUCAUUGUUUCUAUAAUGUGUUUACUCAAUAUUAAUUUGGCAAUGUACAACAAAGGGUCAAAUAGACUUUCCCUAUGCUGUCAAUAUCAUUACUUUGAUAUGCAUGAGAUCAUAUGAAUGUAUUGCCUCUUUUCGAGUAUUUUUAUAUUUCCUUUAGGUGGUAAUUUGCCAAAUGUAAAAGAAGAUUAUAGUUGUAUAAAUUCUUUUUUAAUUUCUGAAAUUUAGCAGAGGAGCUUCAGGUUUCUGAACUUGUGCACAGUGAAAAAACCACACAUUUUGCAGAACAGAAUGCAAAAGUACUUAAAGUACUGUAUGCAAAAGAAUAUUUUAUCUCCCAGAACAAAUGUAAAACUGCGGUGCUUCAGGUAUGCAGGGCUUUAUUUUUUUUUUUCUCUUUUAUGAAAGGCUUAUACAGAUUUGGAAUGUCUAAAAUAUUGAAUGAAAAAAACAAAUAAACCUUAAUUAUUGGAGUGAGAA